This is a messenger RNA of Exophiala xenobiotica, 2175 nucleotides long. RefSeq lists its product as uncharacterized. The record is from RefSeq and is a predicted model, not a curated record. The transcript has 2 exons. Bases 195 to 2012 code for a protein of 605 amino acids. Lineage: Eukaryota; Fungi; Ascomycota; Eurotiomycetes; Chaetothyriales; Herpotrichiellaceae.
GUCCUUUCCCCCCCAAGCUCUCUCAGCCUUUCGUUCUUUCAAGUUGCGAGACUGAAUAGUCGGUCUUCCUUCCAUUGGUAUUGCCUUUUCCUUACUCUGUCCUUUCUUGUCAGAUUCCGAACUCCACUCUGAGAAGCUGGCUUCUCGUUAACCAAAGCUCUUAGCUGGCUGUGGUAACCAAAAGUCCCAACAUAAUGUCUUUAGCACCUUACUACUAUAGACCACUCACGCCUCCGGAGGCCUCCGGCGCUGCUGGUCAGCGUGGACAUGCUCGGAACUUGUCGACCUCGUCGUACUGCACAGUCGACACUUCGCCUGAGUCAGUAAUUACUGUUAAUUCGACCCCCAAUCGAUCUCCAGUUCUUCGGCAGCAUGGCCCAACAUUGCUUCCUAAGAUCAGGAAUCAGGAUUCGUCGAAGGAUUCUCACCUAGCCCGUCGCCCAUCGAUGCACCGACGAACCUUGUCCUACAUCAACAACACCAAAAAUGUCCGCCCGCCAAUGUACAGGAGUGCGACCGAGCCUGCAGAAUGUAUUUCAAUGAUGUCCCCAGUAUCCAAUGCUCCGAAUUCCCGAUCGAACUCGGUGAUGCCCUCGCCGACCGUGUCCAAAGCACAACUCAGUGUGCCGACAAAGACACAUUCUCGGUCAACCUCGGCCUCGAGCAUUGACAGUAAUGUGCUGAAUCGAUUUGGGUAUCCUACCUAUCGUCAGAUGCCUGUCUUCAUGGCUCACAACCAGCAAACGCCAUCUCCAGACCUUUUUGCAACGAACUACAUGCCGUACACCAACAUGGCCAUGCCUGAGCCGCCUAUGAUCAAUCUUGAAGGCACAUUUGACUUGCCAAUUGACCUCGACACCAUCUCGCGUCCAUGCUCCAUGAGCCCGCCGCCAUUGCUUGCACCGGCGUCAACAGCCAGCAUGCUUUCCUACCUGACUCAACCCACCCAGCCAAUCAACCUGGUUAGACAUCUCACCUACCAGACUGGUCGAGGUCUCACUAACCACUUCUGGUGGGAUGUUCGCAAUGUCCGGCCCUGGAAAUCAUUCUCGCUGCAAACGAUGGCGACGAUCCCUGACCUCCUUACGCUGCUGAAUUUUCAGCAUGAUACAGCAUGCUUACCAUUCACCAACGCCAACACAAAUACUGUAACUCCUGCAUCCGAGCUGGAUCUCGCCAACUUGGUCUCUAAGAUCUACUUCCCCAAAGUCAACGCAGCGACCAGGUUGUCGCUCGGGAACAACUCUGUCUGCUUGUAUCCUGCGCCGGCCCCAACUGGUUCUGGCGUCAGUUCCAAUGCCGCCAAUAUCCCUACAUUCCUGGCCAACUAUCCCAGCGACAAUGACCGCACUCUCUCGGGUCUACCACGGGGACGUGUCGUAGGCUUGGUACGCUCAUUCGAUCGGUGGAACACGGGCAUGCGCCGAGAAGGCCCGGCCCGUAAGGUCGAGUACCUCCGCACCCUGGCGCAUCUGCAGAAAUGCAUGCGUGACCACAGUUGCCGCUACGGGUUCAUCAUCACUGAGAUCGAACUCGUCUGCGUCCGUGCCGGCUGCGAUGACCGCGAUCAGCCAUACUUUGGUCUUCUUGAGGUCGCGGAAGCUGUAGAGACCAAGACCUUCGCUGGCAAGGAGGGCAAUCUCACCGGAAGUGGUAACGUCACGAUGACGGUCACUUUGGCGCUGUACUAUCUCCUCAUGCUGGCGAAGGCGACACCUCUCCCGGGUCAACCUGGCAGCUAUAUGGACGUUGGCGGCUCUGGUACGUUGACGAGGCAAAGAGUUUGGGACGGUGGAAACGGCACAGGAGAUGGUACGAUCACAAUUGACGAGGACGGCGACGUCGAGGAGCUUGGUAAGGAUGGCAAGGACAAGUGGAUUCCUGAACCACAAAUGGGCGAGAAGAGAGAGGCCAGGACUGUGAGAGGCUGGGUCUGGCCGAGUGAUCCGUGGCAUAAGCGGGAGGGUGAACGUGGGGAACGAGGAACUGGGAGGGGCCGAGGGCGAUGCUGAGACAGAAAGAAAGAGAGGUAUACUACGAGGGGGAUAGUAUAUCGGCGUUGACGCAGAAGCAUUCCAUCCAGGUGAUGAGCUCGAAUGCAUAGGUACAGGAAAAGGUAAUCCAAGGUAGAGUAUUGAUAGUGCAAAUUUGGUGAUAAUCUAGCAUACAAUCCAG